GAUCAACGAAACUUCACGUGUUGUGCAGCAGCCGACAAAAAUGGCUAAAAAAGGAGGACAUGUAAAACGUAAAAGAAGUGAAAAGGCCAUCAAAAAGCAAGAUAGUGGGAUUGAACCUGAAGAAGAUGACCAGCCUGCAUCACCAAAACGGGCGAAGGUUUCAGCUGGAUUUCCGACCAUCGAUGGCUAUUCUUCAGAUGCAGACAUAGAUACCAGAGCUCUGGUCAAACAGCAGAACAGAAAAAAGAAAAAGUCUGGAGGAUUCCAGUCUAUGGGUCUUAGCCAUGCUGUUUUUAAAGGUAUCAUGAAGAAAGGAUACAAAAUUCCUACACCUAUUCAAAGAAAAUGCAUACCCAUUAUCAUGGAGGGGCAAGACGUUGUGGGAAUGGCUCGAACAGGGAGUGGCAAGACAGCAGCUUUUCUUCUUCCUAUGUUAGAGCGACUCCAGAGACGAUCGGCCCAGUCUGGUGCAAGAGCUCUAAUCCUCUCACCCACGAGGGAGCUAGCACUUCAAACGCUUAAAUUCACCAAGGAGCUUGCUCGCUACACGGACCUGAGGUCAGAGGUCAUCCUGGGAGGUGACCGGAUGGACGACCAGUUUGCUGCCCUCCAUGAGAACCCUGACAUCCUGAUUGCCACCCCUGGUCGUCUUCUCCACGUCCUAGUCGAGAUGGACCUCAAGCUCAUGCAAGUGGAGUAUGUGGUCUUUGAUGAGGCAGACAGGUUAUUUGAGAUGGGUUUUGCAGAGCAGCUGAAUGAGAUCUUAUCCAGGUUACCCGACAACCGACAGACCUUGCUCUUCUCAGCCACCCUACCCAAGAGUCUGGUAGAGUUUGCCAGCGCUGGUCUGAGUGAACCGGUGCUGGUCAGGCUGGAUGUAGAGUCAAAGAUUAGUGAGCAGUUAAAGAGUAUGUUUCUGUACACCCGAAGCAAUGAUAAGACAGCGGUGUUGCUGCACCUGUUACGCGAUGUCAUCCAACCCAACCAGUUGACUGUCGUCUUCUUAGCUACUAGGCAUCAUGUGGAUUAUGUUAGAGAGUUGCUAGAACAGGCAGGCAUCAGCAACACCUACAUCUACAGCGCCCUUGACCAAGCUGCGAGGAAGAUCAACGUUGCCAAGUUCACCCAUAAGAAGACUCACAUUCUCCUUGUGACGGACAUUGCUGCCCGAGGUAUCGACAUCCCUAUGCUUGAUGUUGUCAUCAAUUUCCACUUCCCUGGCAAACCAAAGCUCUUUGUACACAGAGUUGGUCGUGUUGCCAGAGCAGGAAGGACCGGUACAGCGUACUCUAUGGUAGCACCUGAUGAGCUUUCAUACCUCAUUGAUCUUCACCUAUUCCUGGGCAAGGACAUUGCUUUCUUCAAGAAUGAUGACAAGAUGUCAGAAGAAGAUGUCUCGGGUAAGCUUGGUCGGGUUCCUCAGUCGGUGGUCGAUGAUGAGGAGAGUGUUCUGAGGAACUUACACAAGAUGAGCUCAGAUCUUACUAAUCUGAAGAGACCCGCCUUCAAUGCCAUGAAGAACUACCUCAGGUCACGACCUUUGCCCUCUCCAGCCAGUGUCAAGAGGUCAAAAGAGAUUGACCCAAUGGACAUCGCCUAUCAUCCCAUGUAUGGAAUACAAGACAGUGACCUGGAGAGCACAAGAGUACAGCUUGUUGAUGAAGUCAAGGGUUAUAAACCACGCGCUACAAUUUUUGAGAUCAACUCCACCUCCAAGAACAGUGCUCAUGGUGUCAUGCAAUCCAAGAGGAGGUUACACAACACUGUGAUCAACAGGAACGUACAGAGGCUCGAGGAGAAGAAGAAAGAGGAGCAAGCAAUGAGAAGGGUUGCCAUGGAAACAGAAGAUGAUGCAGAUGCUGAGAAUGCAUUCUCCGUUGUGAUCGGGCCAGCUGGCAAGAAGAGGAAGGAUGUGGGUGGUGCUCCUCAGGGGUCAUUGCCUUUUACUCAGAGUGCUGUCAGGGAUGAGAAUGUGUUUAUUGCAUACACAGCACCAGACAAACAGCAAGAACAAGGGUUGAGCAUAGAGAACAACUUUGAGAAGCAAGCAGCUGGAGCGGUGCUAGACUUCACACAAGACGAGUCGAGGGAGAUGAGAAAACAACAGCAGAGAGUCAAAUGGGAGAGGAAAAAGAAGAAGUUUGUAGGAGACGGAGGGAAAGAUGGCAAGCAGAAGAAGAUUAUGACGGAAAGUGGGAAGUACAUCUCAGCAUCCUACAAGAAAAACAUAUACAAGGAGUGGUUAAACAAGAGUAAGGCCGAUUCACGGGAUCACCACCAAUCUGACAGCGAUAACGAAGAUGGUGACAGGUCAGGUCUUAACAAAGGAAGCAUCACAGGAAACAGAGUUCGUUAUGGUAACGGGCGAGGGGGCAAGCACUCGGGAACGAAAAGGAGGGGUCGUCAUGAAGACUCUGGCACGGAGAGAGGUCAGGGGUCAAAGGGUCAGCAUGGGGGUGAACUACGGAGAAAGGAGGAGAUCCUGAAGGACAGGAAGAUCAAGGGGCGCAAACGAGAGCAGAGUAGACCCAGGGCCCAGCGAGAAGGGGGGAGAGGUGGAGGUAGAGGAGGUGGAAGAGGCAGUGGUAGAGGUAGGGGCGGUGGUAGGGGUGGUGGUGGUGGAAGGGGUGGGUUUGGGCGUGGUGGUGGUGGCGGUAGGGGAGGUGGCGGUGGUAGGGGUGGUGGUAGGGGAGGUGGAAGAGGAGGCAGAGGCAGGAGGUGA
Strongylocentrotus purpuratus (purple sea urchin) is the source of this 2722-nucleotide messenger RNA. RefSeq names its product ATP-dependent RNA helicase DDX54-like. Gene Ontology annotation, molecular function: ATP binding; RNA helicase activity; RNA binding. Lineage: Eukaryota; Metazoa; Echinodermata; Echinoidea; Camarodonta; Strongylocentrotidae. The record is from RefSeq and is a predicted model, not a curated record. Bases 41 to 2722 code for a protein of 893 amino acids. The transcript has 17 exons. Gene Ontology annotation, cellular component: nucleus.